This is a messenger RNA of Priapulus caudatus, 3464 nucleotides long. RefSeq names its product protein DENND6A-like. Lineage: Eukaryota; Metazoa; Priapulida; Priapulimorpha; Priapulimorphida; Priapulidae. Bases 17 to 1777 code for a protein of 586 amino acids. The transcript has a single exon. The record is from RefSeq and is a predicted model, not a curated record. Gene Ontology annotation, molecular function: guanyl-nucleotide exchange factor activity. Gene Ontology annotation, cellular component: recycling endosome.
CACAAACAAGUCAGUCAUGGCGUCUUCGGACGAAGAAAAACUCUCCCAACAAAAGGAAAUUUUAAAUUUACAGUCACAAGAAGUGGAUGAAGAGUAUAGUAAGCUGUCAGCAAUACUACCAUGGGAUAAGUUCUCAAACUGGAUUAAUUGCAUGUGUGUGAUCACGUUCGAUUUGGAGCUAGGGCAGGCUAUGGAACUUAUUUAUCCUGGACACAUAAAAUUGACUGAGCGAGAAAAGUCGAACAUUUGUUAUUUAUCGUUCCCAGACUCAAAUUCGGGAUGCAUGGGUGACACACAAUUCUCUUUUCGAAUACGGCAGUGUCCGGGAAGAGUAAAGCCAAUGUGCGCGUCACACAUAAACUACAAUCACAACUGUCCCGUGGCGCUGCAAAUAGACCCCGGACAUUACUUUGGAUACGUGUACUUUCGACAAGUGAGAGAUCAUACGUUACGCAGAGGAUAUUUUCAGAAGAGCGUCGUCAUCAUAAGCAGACUGCCAUUUCACAAUCUAUUCAUGCACAUGGUCGGCGUCAUAGCUCCCGAGUACUUUGACAACGGCGAGCCGAGCAUCGAGGUUGCGUGCCACGACAUCGACCAAUGGCCGACACCUGAAGCCGGCGCUACACUCAACCUGCCCCUCAUGGGCACUGUGCUGCAAGUUCGUGUUCCCUCCCACUCUGACAAACCGGGACUUUCCCAGAAUCUCGUCGUGACGACGGAGUCUGCGUUUUCCUCGCCGACGAUAAUGCCAAGUGUGAACGACUCUGACGUCUUUAAGUGUCUGUUCCCGAUCCUGCCUCACAUCCAGCUCAUCUGGGAGCUCGUGCUCACGGGAGAACCAGUUGUCGUCAUGGCAAACUCUCCGACCGUCUGCUCGGAGACGGUGCUCGCGCUCGUCAGCAUGAUCCUGCCACUGCGCUUCUGCUCCGACUACCGGCAGUUCUUUACUAUCCACGACAGCGAGUUUAAGGAGUACACGAGCCGCGCGCAGGCGCCGCCGCCUGUCAUACUCGGCGUCACGAACCCGUUCUUUGCGAAGACGCUGCAGCACUGGCCACACAUCGUUCGCAUCGGCGAUCAUGUCCCCGCGACGUCCAACGUCAAGCCGCACAAGCUGAAGAAGGGCGGCAGCCUGAAGACGCUCGACUCCAAGCCGGGAGUGUACACGCGCUACAAGCCGUUCCUCAACAAGGACAAGGCCGUGCUGAAGCGGCUCGUGCAGGGCAUCCAGACGAACCGGCCGUCAGAGGUGCAGAGCGCGAUGCUGCGGCGGCACUUCCUCGAGGUUACGCAGAGCUUCAUGAUCCCGCUCGAGCGCUACGUCGCGAGCCUCAUGCCGCUGCUGCGAAACAUAUCGCCCUACAAGGGCACUCCGAGGACACGGCCGUUCGACCCGGACGAGUUCCUGAAGUCGCUCGACUUCUCCGGGCCACAGCUGACGACGGGCAUCAAGGGCGACUGGAUCGGACUAUACCGGCGCUUCUUCCGCUGCGCGAAUUUCGAGGGCUGGUACAACACGCGCAUUCGCGAGGUGAACCGGAAGCUACAGCUGCUCCACCUGGAGGCGAUGUCGGACGCGGACCUGCAGUCGUGGGUGAGCGGCCGUGAGGAGGUGGAGGUGGUCGACCUCAUACUGAAGAUCAAGGAGAAGCUGACGACUGCGUCCAGCAAUCAUCUACCAGUCAGCAAGGACGUAGGAGAGAAGCUGUAUAAGCAGAUGGAUGCCGUGAUAUACACGUUGCCGGAAGACCUACGCGCGGUUCUAGGUAGUAACUAGGUGUCCUGAUGUGUGUACUGAUAGCAGAUAGCGGCUUCGGAGCGUGACGCUCGCAUGGGAUGAAUGCUGACAUAUACGCGCUACCAAAAGAUCUAUGCGCGUUCCUAGGUAAUAACUAGAUGAUGUGUGUGCAGGCCACAGAUAGCAGGGUUGGUGGGUGGGUGUGCGUGAGAGUUGGGCUUGCGUGGGGUGGAAACUUUUACGUACCUGCUACCAUAAGACACCUUAUGCACUGCGCCAGGUAGUAAAUAGGGGCACGCGACUGCAGAAAGCGACGUCAAUCGCUACGAGAGUAAGUUACGUGAGUAUGAAGCAGACUGACUGGUCUCCCUGCCAAGUGAUUACACAACCCAGUAGCAGGUGAUUAGCUAUUUAAAUGUUAAGCAUUGGAGAGCAAGGUCAUGUAUUCAUACAAACAUCAUCAGUGUUUACAUGCAUGUGUAGGUAUGUACAUGUGUGUGUAUGUAUGUUAACAGAUGGUGGUUUUACUGUAUAUAUUCACUGAUAUUAAAUAUUUUAUAUGUCCCUGAACGUGUGUGCCAGUUGCACGUGUUGUCACCGAGAAAAAAAGUGCCUGUACACUUAUCUACUGAAUAUAGUAUGCUUACUGCAUUUUUAUUCUUGCCAGGUGUCCGUUGUGUGAAGCUGUCACUGUGCAGGCCGUUUUGCUAGGGCCAUUAAUGCCUUAACCUUGUGUCACUGCCUCACAGUUACCUUGUUUGGUAUUUGUCAUACUACUGCACACCACUCAUAUUACAUGUAUUGAUCUUGCAUCACACGACUAGUCAAGUUGUAUUUGCACAAGCAUACAGAUAGAAGACGUUUUUUGCUUGCCAUGGUUUGGAUUCUUGCCAUGUGUGGUUGUGUUGUAUUCAGUCUAGUGAAAAAAUUGGUUCUUCAUUCCCUGAUUUAUCAUCUCAUGUUGCUAAUUGAGUGAAUGGGUUUAGAAAUAUGAUUAAUUUUAUAGUCUGAUGAAUAAUCGAUAGUGUAAGCAGCUCGUGAUGGAAAUGUGAACGAAUAUUUUAUGCAUGGAAGUUCUUGUAACAAAUGGUGAGAUUUUGUUGCCGUAAGAUGCUAGAUGGCGCCACCAGUCAAGCGCGGUUAUGCAUGGUCAGAGCACGUAUCAAACUCCACGACAGAUGGCGCUCUCGCUCUGGCUCAAUUCUACUGAGUAUUAUCCUGGGUGUGGGAAGGGGCACUGCAUGCAGUUUGAGCACGUAUAUGAUAUCAAUGCUGAUAUACAGUACGUGCUUUGACAUGAUGUCAAGUGUGUAUUAACGUUUGAUUAGAGAAAUCGAUUACUUAGUACUGAUGUUUUUUUCUCACAUGUAGUGCAGUACCAGAGUUGAGCAAUAUCCAUUGUGGUAUCGUGGUAAACGCGUAAUAUAUGAGUGUACUUAAUUACUGUAUACAGUUCAUAUCAUUUUGAGAUAAGCUAUGUAUAGCGAUAUGCGUCAACCCAGUUUCCCCCAAGUGCUAUUCUCAUUUUAGCUUUUGUUUUGAAGCGAGAGCGGGAGAAAGAGCGCGAAGGAGAAAGAGAGAGAAUGGGAGGAGGUUCAGACGAGAAUCUUGACUAAGUUAUCCUGUCCCAUUCGAUUAGCUUGGGCAGAUAUUGUGAUCGUAAUUCAUUUCUGUGCCCCUUUAUCAACUGCAAGUGAAUACAAAACAUAUUUUCUUCAACUCGGCA